AAUUAAGCCUUAUAAGUAAAUGACACAUUCCCUGUACAAACUCCGAGUUUAGGUGAGAAGAAAGUUUACCCCAGAGACUGUCGAUAAACGCCGGGUACACUAAAGGGGACACGAUUCCCGGACUAACUUCCCUUCAGUUUUUGCUUUAACCAUAUAUUCUAUUUAUUCAUUAGUGUUGUCAUCUGCAAUUGCUGCAGCUUAUGCGCAACAAGGCCUCUGAAUCAUAAGAGCUUCGAUUUGUAAUUUUUUUCUGCUUAUGCGCAUGAGGGCCUCUGAACCAUAAGAGCUUCAAUUUGUAAUGUUUUCUGAUAAUUAGUGAAAGAAACCACGUAAAAGGUGAAAUGCAAGCAAACAUGGUUUCAACCGAAUCACCUAUUAACCAGAUAAUUAGUGAAAGAAACCAUGUAGAAGGUGAAAUGCAAGCAAACAUGGUUUCAACCGAAUCACCUAUUAACCAGAUAAUUAGUGAAGGAAACCAUGUAGAAGGUGAAAUACAAGAAAACAUGGUUUCAACCGAAUCAUCUAUUAACCAGAUAAUUAGUGAAAGAAACCAAGUAGAAGGUGAAAUACAAGCAAACAUGGUUUCAACCGAAUCACCUAUUAACCAGAUAAUUAGUGAAGGAAACCAUGUAGAAGGUGAAAUACAAGAAAACAUGGUUUCAACCGAAUCAUCUAUUAACCAGAUAAUUAGUGAAAGAAACCAUGUAGAAGGUGAAAUGCAAGCAAACAUGGUUUCAACCGAAUCACCUAUUAACCAGAUAAUUAGUGAAGGAAACCAUGUAGAAGGUGAAAUACAAGAAAACAUGGUUUCAACCGAAUCAUCUAUUAAACAGACAAUUAGUGAAAGAAACCAUGUAGAAGGUGGAAUGCAAGCAAACAUGGUUUCAACCGAAUCACCUAUUAACCAGAUACUUCCUGUAGGCGACGAAAGGCAAAGAAUUAAGGCUUCAGGUGUUAAAUGGCUUGGCCACGUAAAGCGCAAAUUAGAUGUUCCACAAGACGUGGCGAAACUGGCUGAGAAUGUUUUCAUAUAUAAGGUCCCUAGAUCCAUAAAGGAUUGUAAACCAGAAGCAUAUGCUCCUUUGGUUGUAUCUUUAGGACCUUACCAUCACAACAGAGAACCCAUACUAUCUUCAAUGGAUGAACUCAAGGUGAAAACAGUUCAGAAAAUGUUACAAACGUUCAAGAAAGAUGUUGCAGAGUUGGUUGAAAAGAUUGGUGAGUUAGAUACUGAAAUCAGAAAAUUCUACGAAGAAAAAAUUCAUUAUGAUAAAGAAACACUAUCCUAUAUGUUAGCAAUGGAUGCAUGCUUUAUUCUUGAAUUCUUCAGCUCCAGGAGAAAAAUUAAAGAUAGUAACCUAAUUUUUGGAGAUUAUCAUCACCAUAAUACAGUGUACCGGAAUAUAGUAUAUGACUUUAUGAAGGUGGAAAAUCAAAUUCCUCUAGUUAUUCUAGAAACGGUACUCAGUUUGGGGUAUGAUGAUCCAAGUGAUCAGUUAAGUAAGCUGUUGAUUGUCUCCCAUCUAUUUGAAGGAUAUCCUUUCUCGUUUUCGGCACCAAAGAUUGAACAUCGAUCAAAACUGCUGGAAUAUAUCAAGCCCAAAUAUAAAAUUCCUGGAGCACGCCAUCUACUGGAUCUGUAUAGAAUGGUGAUUAAAAAUCUGUUAGAAGUUUCAAGUCUUCAAUCAGCUCGCACCCCAGAAACCACAAGGCUUUCAAAAAUAGCCACAAAUCUUUUAAAAAUAAAAGAUAGAUAUUGUCGAUGGCCAAUGAAGGUACGACGAACUCGUUCGUUGCAACGAGGCCCCAGCAUGGGUACACCAGGUACGCGCCAUAACAUCAGGAACUUUACCCCCAGUGCCAAAUUAUUAUUCAAGGUUGGUAUCAAAUUUGAAAAAGGCAAGAUAGCAUUUGAAAGGAGUAGGUUUGGAAGCAGUAAGCUUUGCCUCUGUCAAAUAAUUGUGGACGACAGCACAGAAAUAUUAUUGCGGAACUUGAUGGCUUAUGAAGAGUGUCUAAGGUGCUCAUGGUCUCCGACAGAGACGGUAAUUUCGCAAUAUGUUAUUUUGUUACAAAAUUUAAUCGAUUCAGAGAAAGAUGUCUCAGUACUGAGAAAAGCUGAAGUAAUUUAUAGCGAGUGCUGUAGUGAUAAAUAUGUAGCUCGCAUUUUCAAUGAUAUUACGAAAGAAAUCACAUUUGAACCAAGUAAAGUAUUGGAUGAACUGAGGAAGGAGGCGAGAAAACAUUAUGACAAUAGAUAUAAGGUAUGGAUGAGCCAGAUUAAGGAAGAAUAUUUCUCCAAGCCAUGGUCGCUUCUCUCUUUUCUGGGGGCCAUACUUAUUUUGGGUUUGACCAUUCCACAAACUGUGAACUCUUUUAGGCAUUAAAGUAGAAUUAUUUAUAUAUCGAUGUAAUUUGUAUUAGGAUGUCCACUCAACACACCCAAGUCCGAAGGAAUAAGACUGAAAACCUAAUAUUUCCAUCUUA
Cryptomeria japonica (Japanese cedar) is the source of this 2487-nucleotide messenger RNA. Its product is annotated as putative UPF0481 protein At3g02645. The transcript is spliced from 11 exons. Bases 342 to 2387 code for a protein of 681 amino acids. The record is from RefSeq and is a predicted model, not a curated record. Lineage: Eukaryota; Viridiplantae; Streptophyta; Pinopsida; Cupressales; Cupressaceae.